AUGGCGGAAUCACUCGGAAAGUCCCACAUGGACUCGGUCGCAAGCGCCUCAAACGUUCCUACUUCCGUCUCCUUCACUCCUCCACAAAAUCUCGAACUCGAUUCCAAAGCUACCGCUGCCUCAGAUUCGAUCCCAAUAAAGCAAGAGGAACAAAUACAUGAGGAAGAAGAGGUCGUGCCCGAUCAUUACUAUGGCGAUGGAAAGAUUCCUGUUUUCAAGCCCACAAUGGCUCAAUUCCGUGAUUUCCAGUGGUAUGUCAAGAGGAUCGAUAAGUACGGAAUGAAAGCUGGUAUUGUCAAAGUCAUCCCUCCAAAAGAAUGGAUCGAUUCCCAAAAACCGCUGGACGAGCAAGUGAAGACCAUCCGUGUGAAGAACCCAAUUAUCCAGGAGUUUCAUGGAUCACAUGGCACCUACACCCAGGCCAACAUCGAACGCCCGCGCACAUAUAACCUGCCGCAAUGGAAGAUUUUGUCCGAGGAAAGCAGUCACCAACCUCCAGCCCGUCGGGGAGAGAGACGUCGCAAUCAGGAACGAGUGAACCGUGCGGCUCCCACCCCUCGCCCCCAGUCUGCUAAGCCAGAGGGGCAGAAGCGUCGACCUGGACGCCCUCCUAAACGCCAGAAUCAAGUUAAAGUCAAAGAGGAACCUGUCGAUGAAGACGAAAAGUCCAAAAGUGAAGGACCGCCGACACCCGUUUCACCCGAAUCGAACCCCGUUGAAAGCAAAACUGAGGAUUUGAGCGACGGUGAAUCUCUUCCGGCUGCUAAACCCAAGGGAAGGCAGCCGAAAUCUGUAACAUCGAGACGAAAGAACAACCGAAGAGAGCCGGUGGAUCCGUUUGAGGAGCCAGCUUUUGAAGGGUUCGAUUACCGCAUAAACGAUCAUGCGGAUUAUACGGCUGAGAGAUGCGAGGAGCUUGAGACUGCAUACUGGAAAUCGUUGAUGUUCAACAACCCCAUGUAUGGUGCCGAUAUGCCUGGCUCGCUUUUUGACGACUCGACAACUUGUUGGAAUGUCGCAAAGCUGCCCAAUUUGCUUGACGUACUUGGGCAAAAUGUGCCGGGAGUGAAUACUGCCUAUCUGUACCUGGGAAUGUGGAAGGCCACAUUCGCUUGGCAUCUGGAAGAUGUUGAUCUCUACAGCAUUAACUAUAUUCACUUUGGUGCCCCCAAACAAUGGUACAGCAUUUCCCAGGAGGAUGCGCCACGGUUUGAGGCGGCCAUGCGCAGUAUCUGGUCCAGUGAUGCCAAAACUUGCGACCAGUUCCUUCGCCACAAGACUUACCUCGUCUCACCUAGCUUGCUCAAAUCCCAGUACGGAAUCACUGUGAAUCGCCUCGUUCACUAUGAAGGAGAGUUUGUCAUUACAUUCCCAUAUGGCUACCACUCCGGCUACAACCUUGGUUACAACUGCGCCGAGUCCGUCAAUUUUGCAACCGAGAAGUGGCUGGAGUACGGCCGCAUUUCGCAUAAGUGCAACUGCGAAGCCGACAGUGUCUGGAUCGAUGUGGAUGAGCUACAGCGCAAAUUGCGGGGCGAAUCAACGCCCUUUUAUGGCUAUGAAAGUGAAAUGGAAAACAUCGAAUGUGCCUCGGAUCUCCUCACACCCCCACGCAGCGUACCUGAAAAAGUAUCCACUCGUGGUCGAAAGAGGAAGAAUGUGGGCGAUGGACCGAGUACUAAACGACCUAAGCUCCACCCUGAAGGACCGCGGAAGCUUCCGUGCCUACUGUGCCCUAACGAUCUCGAUUACGAGGAUCUACUACCGACUGAAGAAGGCAAGGGCCAUGCACAUCGACGGUGCGCGGACUACAUUGAAGAGACUAGCAUUCUCCGUGAUGAUACCGGAAACGAGGUGGUUUGUGAUAUCGACAAAAUCCCUAAAGCACGUCUCGGCUUGAAGUGUCUUUUCUGCCGCGAGGUUCGAGGCGCAUGCUUCCAAUGCAACUAUGGCAAAUGUACUCGGGCGUAUCAUGCGACCUGUGCGAUUCUUGCCGGUGUACAAGUUGAGACUGGAUCCAUUGCUGUGAUUGCUGACGAUGGGGUCCAUUAUUCCAUGGCGAGCGUCGACCUUAAAUGCAAGUUUCACCGCCAGAAACGCCCAUCGGGUCUUUUGAGCGAGUCUUCGGACCUGGAUCGCCGUGUGAUUGAAGCUGCUCGUGGCCUCACCUCGGGAAAUUUGAUUCAAUUCCAAGCCGAUAGGGAAAUUAACGGGGCAAUUGUGCUUCAGAACCGUUCAAAAGAGCGAACUCUUUUGCUCAAGGUUCUUCCACGAGGUGAUGUAAUCGAGAUGCCAUAUCGAUGGAUGCUCGUUGUUCGCAAGAGUAAUUUUGUACCUCUUGCGCACGGAAUCCAACCCCUCCCGGCCCACUUGGUGCGAAAACCGGAACAACGAAAAGACCUUGAGGCGGCAAUACCAGCCAUAGGAAGUAGCGCGUUUGGAGACAACCGAUCUCCCUAUCAAUGGGCUGAAUUUGAGACGGUGGAUGUAACUAAUAAUCCAUUCGCUCCACUGGCUACAGUCAAUUUUGGAAAAGGAGAGCAGGUGUGGUAUUACUUGGGCGCCAACUCCACAGAGAGUAGGGCACAGUAUACACACAACCCUACUGCCCCCAUCCACAACCCGCGGUCCAAUUUCCUGGAUAGCGUGAAGUCGCUUGUGGCUGGUGGUGCCAGUACUCGUGCAUCGAAGAUCUCACCCCACCACCAUUUCCAUGCUUCCACCGCCCCUGCCCCUCCGUAUCAGCAAAAUAUUUUGUCCCAACAAAUACCACGACGACACGAACAUCCAUACAGAGUGAAUCAUACCGCCCCUUACCUGCAAUCCCGACCGCCUUACCCUUCUACCUCCGCACCCCUGCAGUACCUCGCUCCUCCCCCUCGUCUCCCUGCUGCUGGUGCUGGUGCUGCUGCUGGUCGUCUUGCGAUGCCGUCGGCCUUACGAUCUUUGCCGAAUCAAUCCGCACGUCAUUCCCCUUACCCUUCGCCCUCGGUCGUAAUUAAAUCGCACGCUCAGCAGCAGCAACGCCCCCCAUCUCCCGUUCCUCAGUCCGAAGUUCGUGAUAUCAUUGCCCGUCGCCGACUUGUUCAGAUCACCGAACAUGCCAAUGUCUUCGCCGGAUAUACCAUCGUCAGUCCCAAGAUGGUGGUGGACACCCUGCUGGGUCCCAGGGGCUCGGAUCCUCCCGCCAAUGGCCUUGAGAAGCUUGAACUUGCUAUGGCCCAACAGCGUGUGCAGCCGCGUGCAGCCGAUGGUACCUUGUUACCUCUCCAAAUCCUUAACAUGAGGUCCGAGGAGGUAACCCGGUUACUUCAGAUGCUUCGUUUCUCGCUGGUUAGUCACCGUGAGCGAUUAGACGUCAUUCAGAAGAAAGAAUCGGGAGGUAUCAAGCUGGAGUCUAUCGAUCAGAAUAGCGUAUUGGCGGCUAAAAUGCCCGGCAAAUAUGCAUUCCUCGACCGACAACGAGAAACUGUCCCAACAGUUUAUCAGUCUCCGUAUGACAUGCCAUCAGGUCUUUCGGAGUAUGCUAAAACUGCAUAUGGUCUGAUCCCUUCUGCGGAUGAGCCUCCCAAGCCGUCCUUGGCCAAUGAUUAUUUUUCUUCUCUCUGCCAGGCCGACCAGGAAAAGAUCAUGAAAACAUGCGGGGGCUUCGUACAGCGUGGUUUUGAUCGGUCGGUCAGUCAUAGUCGCCAGAGCUCAUCGUCGAAUCUUAGAUUAUCGUCAGCCCUCGCCAUGCAGACAGAAAACCCGACAAUCGAUAUUACGACUGUUGAUGACCCACCAUUGACUGGCCUCGACCUGCCUCUACAUGCAGACUCACCGUGCUCCAAUUUUGGUCGGUCGCAUCUGCGGCUUCAGUCGCCCAAUGAGUUCCCCAUUCAUGGUCCUGAACCCCACCCGGAUCAUAACGAUCUGUUUGGGGAUCAGCAGGCAAAUACCCGUUUCUGGGCCAAUGGGCCAUGGGCUGCUGGUGAUGGCAACACUCCAAAUGAGGAGGAGAACCGGCCAUUUUUCGGACCACACGAGCGACUCAAGCAUGACUAUGCCUCAUCUGAUAUAUCGAUGAGUAAAGGCCCGGGGUCUUUACAUUCUGUCGACAUGGCUGGCUUUGGCUUUGACGGGCCCGAUGACCUGCUCAAUGGGUUUAGCCCCUAG
Molecule: messenger RNA, 4155 nt
Organism: Penicillium taxi
Lineage: Eukaryota; Fungi; Ascomycota; Eurotiomycetes; Eurotiales; Aspergillaceae
Product: putative jumonji family transcription factor
Exons: 5
Coding region: 1-4155 (1384 amino acids)
Biological process (GO): chromatin remodeling
Cellular component (GO): nucleus
Molecular function (GO): histone H3K9 demethylase activity; histone H3K36 demethylase activity
Source: RefSeq, a predicted model, not a curated record